AUGGCUUCUUCCGGAAUCGCUCCAAUUUCACAUCACGCCCAAAGUGGCCUCACCAUUGACGCCCCUCGUCCACGGACGACGAUCGAAUACAACAAGCUCAUCAGCCUCUGCAGGUGGCAACAGGAUUGGCAACGUGCAUUGCUUCUGGUGGCCGACAUCACACGACAGUCGCUGCAGCCGACGAUCGUUACGUUCGGAGCAGCCAUUAGCGUAUGCGAAAAGGCCGCGAGAUGGGAUUGGGCUUUGCACUUGCUCGAAAAGCUCGAAACGUUUCAGCUCCUGCCGAACGUCAUCACCUGCAACUCUGCAAUCAGCUCUUGCGAGAAAGCACGCAGCUGGAGGCAAGCUCUAUUCGUCCUUCGGACGAUGCGUGGGAAGCGCGUAUCGGAGGAUCUAAUCUCGUACAGCUCAGCCAUCAGCGCCUGCGAGAAGUCCUCGCAGUGGACCCAGGCGCUAGAGCUGCUGGCAGACUGUUGCGCAGGCUCCUUGGAGCUUGAUUCCUGGAUGACAAGCGUAAGGGGACGUCAGAUUUUGCAGGGGUCAAAGGAUCUGAUCACGGUCAAUGCCGUCCUCAGCGCCUGCGAAAAGGCAGCGGAGUGGCAGCGCGUUCUGGUGCUCAUGGGGGAACUGGAAGAGUUGAUGCUGCAGGCGGACCUCAUCACCUACAACGUCGCCAUCAGCGCCUGCGAGAAAGCCACAGAGUGGGGAUCGGCUUUGUUGCUGCUCAGCAGGCUGGGGGAUGCGUCUCUGAUCCGGGAUGUGGUGACGUACGGAGCAUCCAUCAGCGCUUGUGAAAAGGCCACCAGGUGGCCCCAAGCUUUGCUGCUUCUGGGCGAAGCAGAAGCAACGGUGCAAGUGAAUGUGAUCAUUCUGAGUGCCGCCAUCAGUGCCUGUGAGAAGGGCAGCCAGUGGCGCUUGGCCUUGGAUUUGUUGGGCCAAGCCGGUCUCCGACGCCUUCGGGCGGACACCAUCAUGUACACUUCAGCCGUGAGCGCCUGCGGCCGCUCUUUCGAGUGGCAGCAGGCCCUAAGACUUCUGCACGAAGUCGAAAUGGAACGGUUUGCUCCGGAGAUCAUCGUGUACAACUCGGCCAUCACUGCAUGUGAGAAGAGCGAACGGUGGGAAGCUGCUCUUCAGCUUCUGAGUAACAUGGAGGACGUGGGGCUGCAAGCUGACGUAAUCACGUACAGCUCCGUGGUAAGUGCUUGCGAUAAAGCCGGCCGCUGGGAACUUGCUACUUGGUUCUUGAGCUUGGGUCGCAUCCGACAUCUUCAGCCAAAUGCAUUUACUUACAGUGCUGCCAUCAGCGCAUGUGCAAAGCAGGCAAAGUGGACACUGGCGUUGGCACUGUGCCAGGAAUCCCGAGACAACCAGCUGCCCCCGAGUGAAAUCCUUUGGGGUUCCGUGAUUUCCAGCCUUGAGAAAGGUGGGAAGUGGCAGCAUGCCCUUCUCUUCCUGGAGGAAGGGAACGGAUGUGCGUUGUCAUUGGAUGCUGUCGCAUACUCUUCAGCCAUCCGGGCCUGUGCUGGGGCACACCGGUGGCAGCAAGCUGUCGAACUCAUCCUGGAGGUGGAGUUCAGAGACCCAAAGGCAAUGGCCGUGCCGCUCAGCUGCGCCAUUGCUGCCUGUCAGAAUUCGUUGGCAUCUCAGGCAGGCCUGCAGAUGCUGGGCAAGCUCGAGCCGAGCUUGGGAGCCUUCGCCACAGCGAGGGCCUUGGGCUGA
Molecule: messenger RNA, 1722 nt
Organism: Symbiodinium sp. CCMP2456
Lineage: Eukaryota; Dinophyceae; Suessiales; Symbiodiniaceae
Source: the annotation of a GenBank genome assembly